AUAAAUCAUUCCCAUUUUAUUUCUGAUUGAACUUUAUAAAUCAAUAAUUUGACGAGCUUCGCAUUACUCAUUCGGAUUGUGAUGCUAACGCCAUCUGUUGAAAGUGUGACGCAAUCGUUUAGAAGCAUAAAUGGCAAAAAAAAGAAAGGAUUAUCAGAAACACACUAAACGUUUAUUUCAGUUUUGAAUGUAUUGUGUCAACCUUCAUUGACCGACAACUUGGUUGCUAUGGUUAUCCAACUCGAUACAAAAUCCAUAAACAGUCUUUUUUAUAACAUGGAAAUUUUGUUUAUUUCGCGUAAUUCCCUUUCAACACUUUUCGUUUAAAUUUCGUCUACCUCCAUUGAAACGGUCAUAAAGAAAUAAAUUUCCAAAAUGCAGCGGCCAAACUUCCAAAUGAUUGAGGAGUUGCCGGAAAAGAAUUACAUGCGAUUUGUUUCGCAAUACAAAUUGGAUGAUAUGAUGGACAAACUAAAACUUUUAAACUACGAGGAGACCCUGUUGAAAGAAAUGAAAAUGAAGCCGUUGAGUCGAUACUACUUUUUGAACUCGACUAACCCCGGCGAGCAAUUUUUUAUGUUUACAUCUUUGUGUGCGUUUUGCGCACGAAAAAUGGGUAAAGACUUUGAGCAACCAGAGGAGUUUAUGGAUCCAACGCAGCUAGUUUCGAAAAUCAUGCAACUUCUACAGGAAUUGGAUAUAUCCACCGAUUUUCCAGGCAACAAACUGAUGCAAGGAGCUGGUUUCGUGUGUCAUUUCAUUUUGGAUUGCUUGGCAACACACGCACUCAAAGUGACUCGGCCGAAUUUGGGACGUCCCGAAAUCAAAACCGACGAUGACAUCAAGGCGGAAAUAGUGGAGAAUAACAAUGAGAUUAUUUUAGAAAAGGUAGAAGAGGAGCAGUAUGCCAUGUUCCAUUCGGAUGAAGACUUGGAUGAUGACGACGAUGACGAGAUUGACAUCGCUGGCCGUUUGAAUUUGCGUGAAAAUAUGAAAAUUCGCGAUUUAUCGGCGGCACAUAAAGAAGAGAAUGCCGAAAAAGGCAGUAUGCUAACCGGUGAAAUGUGGAAAAUGGAAAUGGAACGAGCGUUGCCCAGACUAAAAAUUGUCGUUAAAUCCGAUAUGAAGGACUGGCGCGCUCGAUGGGAUCAAAUGAAAGUGUGUCGCGAGAAUAUCAACUCGCUCUCAGACAACACUCAAUCGCAAUUGAAAAAGAUUCAGCACGACGUGACAUUUGCCAUGGACAAGAUUGAAAGCCGUGAAAAACAUUUGAACAAUGACCUGCGACAAAUGAUAGAGCAAUACAAAAAUAUCUCCAUCGAUCAAGCACAUCAAAUGACACAAUUGAAACAAGCACAGUCGGAAGUGGCCGAGUUUGAGAAGCUGUUCGAUCGAUUGAAUCAUGAAUAUGAAUCGAUAAAGAUGCAAAUGGAACAACGUGGACAAACAAUGUCUGACGGCAGUCCAUUGAUCAAUUUGAAGAAGGCAAUUGCUCGCAUCAAAGAAGAAAUUAUUCAAAUGAACCUGGAGAUUAGCGUAAUGCAACACUCAAUUGACCAUGAUUUUAUUAGAGAGAAUGCUCUGUUUUCACUUAUUAAAAGCUAAUGAA
This is a messenger RNA of Sitodiplosis mosellana (orange wheat blossom midge), 1609 nucleotides long. RefSeq names its product intraflagellar transport protein 57 homolog (gene IFT57). The record is from RefSeq and is a predicted model, not a curated record. Bases 376 to 1605 code for a protein of 409 amino acids. Lineage: Eukaryota; Metazoa; Arthropoda; Insecta; Diptera; Cecidomyiidae. Gene Ontology annotation, biological process: non-motile cilium assembly; intraciliary transport. The transcript has 5 exons. Gene Ontology annotation, cellular component: cilium; centrosome; Golgi apparatus.